Tetrahymena thermophila SB210 is the source of this 2223-nucleotide messenger RNA. RefSeq lists its product as hypothetical. Lineage: Eukaryota; Ciliophora; Oligohymenophorea; Hymenostomatida; Tetrahymenidae. The record is from RefSeq and is a predicted model, not a curated record. The transcript has a single exon.
AUGAAAAACUUAAAUUUCAUAAUUUUCAUAAGUUGUAUUUUGUUUUCAACUAUAAAAGCCAAUAUUAAAGGAAGUUAUAUUGGUUGUGCUUAUAAUAACUAAAAUUGUUCUAAAUGUGGUUCAACUUCUGACAUUUAGUAACUGUUUACCUAUCUAUAAGGAGCCUGUUAUGUUACUGAUUGUUCAAAUAUUGGAAAUGCCAAGAAUGGUUGGAUUUGCUAAUCUUGUUAUAAUGGCGAUUAAUAAGUUACAGCGGGUGAAUAUUUUGAUGGUACAAACUGUGUUAAUAAUUGCCCUUAAAAUUAAUAUGCAAGUUUUCUUACAAGUUAUUAAUGUCAAGUAGCAAACCCAGGUUAGGGAGUUACAUGCAAUCAAGGUUCUCAAUAAUGCGAUGGAUGUGGAAAAGAUGGAGAUUACACAAAUUAAUUUAAUUAUGAUCAAGGAGAUAAUGUUUGUUACAUUAUGGAUUGCUCUUCUAACGCAUCUACAUUUUUAAAUGGUUAUGUUUGUAACUCCUGUAGUACUGCUUCUGGAAGUGGAAAUAUUCCUAAAGGUAAAUUUUAUGAUCAUAAAACUUGCACAGAUUCUUGUCCUGCAGGUUAUAAAGCAGAUUAAUCUACUGGAUUUGUUUGUUUAGCCCCACCUAAUCCAGGUACUUAAGUUUAAUGCUCUUAAGAUUCAUAAACUUGUAGUGGAUGUGGAAAUAAUCCCGAUACUCAAAACUUGUUUAAUUAUGUAUCUUAGUAAAACUGCUCUGUUAUUGAUUGCCAUUACUAUGCAACUACAUCUCUAAAUGGUUGGAUCUGUAAAUCUUGUGCCCUUGCCACUGGAAGUGAUAAUAUCCCAUAAGGUGAAUUCUAUGACCCAAAUGCUAAUACUUGCGUUAAAAGUUGCCCAAUUGGAACAUCAGCAAGUGCUAAUACUAAUUACAUUUGCAAACCACUUCCAGUAGCGGUUCCCUGCUCUAAUGAUUCUUCAACGUGUAAAGGAUGUGGAAGCGAUGCUACUGCAUAAGGUUAAUUCAAUUUUGUGAGCGGAAAUAAUUGUAUUGUUAAUGAUUGCACUUAGGUCGCUGUGUUUAAUGGUUGGGUCUGUAAUUCUUGUAACCCAUUAUUUAUCAAUACACCCAUGUAAGGAAAAUAUUAUAAUGGUUAAGCCUGUGUAGAAAAUUGCCCUCCUGGUUAAUCAGCAAGUGCUGCUACUGGUUAUACUUGUUAAGUAAUGAAUCCAGGGGUGCCGGUAGCAUGUUCAAAAGAUACAUAGACCUGUGGAGGAUGUGGAUCAACAAACGAUAUUUAAAACUUAUUCAGUAAAUCUAAAGGUAAUUCAUGUUAAGUUAAUGAUUGCUCUUCCAACAUAAUUGGUUCUAAUUUGAAUGGUUGGAUUUGUAAUUCUUGUUAAAAUGCUUCUGGUAGUGGUAAUAUUGCUGCAGGUUAAUAUUUUGAUGGUAAAACUUGUGUAAAAAAUUGCCCAUCAGGAUAACAAGCUUCUGCUGCUACUGGAUUUGUUUGCUAAUACCCUCCAAGUCCUGGAACUACUGUAGCCUGCUCUACUGAUUCUUCAACUUGUGGAGGAUGUGGAGCGACUAAUGCGUUAUAAAACUUAUUUACUCAUGGAAAAGGAAACCUAUGUUCUGUCACUGAUUGUAACUUGUCUGUAGUUGGAUCUAAUCUUAAUGGUUGGGUUUGUAAUUCUUGUUAAAAUGCAUCUGGAGGAGCUAAUAUUGCUGCUGGUUAAUAUUUUGAUGGUAAAACUUGUGUAAAAAAUUGCCCAUCAGGAUAACAAGCUUCUGCAGAUACUGGAUUUGUUUGCUAAUACCCUCCUAGUCCUGGAGCUACUGUAGCCUGUUCUACUGAUUCUUCAACUUGUGGAGGAUGUGGAGCAACUAAUACAAUAUAAAACUUAUUUACUCAUGGAAAAGGAAACCUAUGUUCUGUAACAGAUUGUAACUUAUCUGUGGUAGGAUCUAAUCUUAAUGGUUGGGUUUGUAACUCUUGUAGUUCAGCUUCUGGUAGUAAUAAUAUUCCUGUAGGCUAAUAUUACGAUGGAAAAACAUGCGUAGCUAAUUGUUCUAGUGGCCAAACAGCAACUGCAGAUACUGGAUAUGUGUGUAAAACACUAUCUAAUCCUUCUUCAGGAAAUAAUAACUAAUCUACUACAUCCAAUUCAAGUCUAAUAAAUUUCAUUUUAGGCUUUGCUGCUAUUCUAAAUUUAUUAUUCUGA